AUAAAACCAAACUCUGCUUCUCUAACAAAGCCAAUCACUCUAUUUCUCUUUACACACACACAUUUAUAUAUACAAAAUUAGGUAGUUGUAUGUAUGUUUAGCAUGGCGGAUGUGGACUACCAAAACAAGGCAUGCAACAACGCGCCAUUAAAGCUCUUCGGCUUCCACGUCACCGAAGACCAAGAAGACUCUAGGGCGCCCCCGGGGUCCGCAGACCCCGGGGCAGCGGACGGCCGCAAAUACGAGUGCCAAUACUGCUGCCGCGAGUUCGCCAACUCGCAGGCCCUCGGCGGCCACCAAAACGCCCACAAAAAGGAGCGCCAGCAGCUCAAGCGCGCCCAAAUGCUCGCCACGCGCACCACCGGCGCCUCCUACCUGCGAAACCCCAUCAUCUCCGCCUUCUCCCCUCCCCCCCACCUCCUCCCCCCCACCCCCGCCGCCUGGGUCUACGGCCCGCGCCCCGCGCCCCCCUUCCACGUGUCGCACGGCUGCGUCUUCGCCCCUGCCACCGGCCGGGCCCCACUGGACUCCACUAUUGGGCCUUCGCAGCCCCUUGUGGCCCACGAUGGGAGGCUGGAUGGGCCUCCGCUGAGUAGAUUUUCCAGCGAUGGGCCCAGUUUCGACGAUGCGUUUGGGCUGGAUCUCCAUCUCAGCUUGGCUCCAGCCGAGCCGUGACUGUGGAGAGGAUUUUCUGUACAUUUUGUUUUAGAUUUAUUUUUCUUCGCAUACAUUGAUUAUUUCUGCAAUUCGGAAAUUAUGGGUCCAGCAUUGUAGAGUAUGUCACUCGACUUGGAUGGAUGUACAUGCGUUGUAUGACGAGCUAGAAUUAUUAUGGUUUUUGAUGUGUUGAAUAAAUAGUAGCCAAUAUAGAAAAGAAGACGCGGCACAAUGAUUUUCAUGAUCUAGACAAGAUUAUUAACCACUUCACUAUGAUGUUAGCCCCACAAAGUGAGACUCUUUGGGUUUAGUCAUGAUUG
Messenger RNA from Salvia splendens (bonfire salvia), 977 nucleotides. Its product is annotated as zinc finger protein GIS3-like. Gene Ontology annotation, molecular function: DNA-binding transcription factor activity; transcription cis-regulatory region binding. NCBI's taxonomy places the organism in Eukaryota, Viridiplantae, Streptophyta, Magnoliopsida, Lamiales, Lamiaceae. The record is from RefSeq and is a predicted model, not a curated record. The transcript has a single exon. The coding region runs from base 94 to 675 and encodes 193 amino acids. Gene Ontology annotation, biological process: trichome differentiation; trichome morphogenesis; cytokinin-activated signaling pathway. Gene Ontology annotation, cellular component: nucleus.